UUCUGUAAUGGCUAUCAACUUGAAGCUGAGCUCGAAGGACGUUAAAAGCAGUCUUAAAAACGCGAUCAACCUACAGUACAUUCCGGCGUCGAUCGGUGGUGACGGGCCGGCUAAUUUGGAGCAAUUUUUUACACCGUACACCGAAACACAACCAGAUGGAACUCUUCGUAAUGCGCUCCGAGGAUAUCCGCUCCAAGGGAAGGUGACGACACUUCCGGAAGGCUAUACGGGUGUAAUGUUGCAGGAAACGAAAAAACCGCACUCGGCCGACGAUGAUCGAACGCUUACGUUUGCGGGAGCUUUUCGGGAAUUCACAUACUGGAACUACGAUCGAAUCCCGUCCCGGAAUGAUCCGCUAGCUAAGGCACUUACUUGGCUACAAUUGUCGGAAAUUUUACAUGACGCUGCGGAUGAAACAGAAGUGAAACAAGAACAGGGGGAUAAAACCAAUAAUGGUCAUUAA
Molecule: messenger RNA, 463 nt
Organism: Anopheles maculipalpis
Lineage: Eukaryota; Metazoa; Arthropoda; Insecta; Diptera; Culicidae
Product: ribonuclease H2 subunit C
Exons: 2
Coding region: 8-463 (151 amino acids)
Biological process (GO): RNA catabolic process
Cellular component (GO): ribonuclease H2 complex
Source: RefSeq, a predicted model, not a curated record